AUGUCCCGUAGUAGCAAUGGUCUGUCGCCCGUAUCUUCUGGAAUCGACAGCAUCAGCCCCUUCCCCCUGUUGGAAGAGGACGAGAAUGAUGCUCUCGAAACACCAACCGUCAACGAUGAAGACGACGACGUGCUACACAUGAAGUCCGCGCCACUGCGCAGCCGCGCCGGUACAGCACACUCUACGAUACGCACAAGCUCUUCAUCAGACGCAGUGUCGCCGAAAACCGAGCCAGAACCGGAAUCAUCAACAGACGCGAAAGACGCUACCGCGCGACCGGUUUUAUCGCCUAGCAUUGAGGUCCAAGAAGGCUCGGAUGCCGAGUUUCAGUCACAGUACUACCUGGAAAAUGAGCCUCUGGGGGAUGUAGAAGGCGAGGCUCUCGACUCAACCGGGGAAGAAUUCAAUGACGAAGACGAUGAGAGCAGCGACGAAGACCAUGCUGAUGAGGAUGGCAACAAUGGCGUUAAUAUGCAUCGACGUUUUAUGCAAUCCUCAUCGUCCUUAUCAGGACCGAAUGCAUUUGCACCGCCGUUCUACAAUCGACCGCCCACUCCACUACCACCAUCUCCGUCUUUGACCUCGUUACUGCGGCCACCUUUCUCAACAACGACGUCGAGGCCCACGACACCCGAUACCUCUGAUGCUGAGACACCCAACGACACCGAGGCAACAGUCGCAAAAUCCGCGAGAAUCGCAACAACAGUGCCCAGGGCGAGUCCGAAAGUGCCGACCUACGAAUAUUAUGGGUUUGUGCUUUACCUUACAUCUUCCCUCGCGUUUUUAAUGUAUCUUCUAUGGUCGUAUCUUCCCUCUCCGUUCUUGCAUCAGCUCGGCAUCUACUAUUAUCCGAAUCGAUGGUGGUCUCUUGCCAUACCCGCAUGGCUUGUGAUGACGCUGGUCUAUAUAUACGUUGCUCUGGCAUGCUACAACACCGGAUAUCUGACGCUCCCGAUGACAUCUAUUGAAAACAUUGUUGACGAGGCUGCCAACAUAGCCGUCAUUGAUGGCAAAGGGCGACGCCGGCCUGGUGGCAGCGAGAAAAUGAAGCCCGGCUCAGCAACUAGCCAGGCCAUGCCCGCGGCGCAAAACCGAAGGAUGCACGCAUCAUCCAGCAGCAAUGGUGGCGGGGGAGGCAUCCUGUGGAAAGAGGUCUGGGCGGAGAGUACAGAUGCAGUUAUGGAUAUACCAGUGGGCGGGGUGUGCGAAGUUUUGUACGGCAAGGACCGAGAGGAGGACCCGGCCCUCGUGCAACGCGAAUUGGAAGAAGGCGAUGAUCAGUCUCAUUACUCUCGAUACACUCGCUUUCGACGCCGGGAUAUUUCGCCCUACGAAGACUCCCUCAGGUACCGAGCGGCCGAAUACUCGUCUCUCGCCACUGGAGCUGUGCGUCCCUGGUAA
Molecule: messenger RNA, 1401 nt
Organism: Talaromyces atroroseus
Lineage: Eukaryota; Fungi; Ascomycota; Eurotiomycetes; Eurotiales; Trichocomaceae
Exons: 2
Coding region: 1-1401 (466 amino acids)
Source: RefSeq, a predicted model, not a curated record